AUAUGGUGACCAACGACUCGAAUUCUAUUGCAAGUUGUGGUCGCCUCGCCUCUUUUUUGCUCCCUUUAUUCCAUCAUUUAUCGUCUUCUUGCAUUGCUCGAUCGCCUGCUUUCUCAGCCGAUCUCUCCGGACGAGCCACUUAACUGAUCGAUACAAGGCAGCAAAAUGCUCGCAACUUCGCAAUCUCAGCAUGCCACCAAAACUUUCUGUGGCGAACACCACAUCAUCGACUGGAAAUUCGAGCUCCGCGACAUCAGCCUUCACAAUAGCUGUAUUGUGGGAGGAUUGUGCGCCCUGGCUGAGGAACAAUUCUGUCCAAAGACAAGCUUGUUCGCAGCCUAUCAAAGAAGCGGGCUGUGGGAUGCUUGCGACCCUGAACACCGAGCUUGUCACAUAGACGAGCCCUGCAUGGUCACUGGCGAGAAAUCCUGUGCCAGGAUUCUCUACGUGGCUAAAUAUGAGCACGCCAAUGGCACCUGCUCCGCCCGCGGGCCAGAUCAUGUGUUCUGUCCAACAAUAUCCGAUCUUGACCAACAAUAUUUAUUCCCGGAAUGUUCCGCAUGCCUCAUUUUGACUGAAGCAAGGGGCCUUGUGCUCAUACACCGACGGAUGCUUGACGAGUGUGUGGAAGAUGAAGGGCUGUCAAGCACUGACAUUGAUUGCAUCCGCACAAGUCUCUCUGGGUACAUACGAGCUUACAAUGUCAGGAGGAAACUGCACCUGGAGGAGCUUCAAAAAGUAGUUCAAAUGAAGCAUGACUUGGAGAUGGAUUAUGCCUCUGGUAAUGGGGAGAUUUCGAGGGCUCAGAGCCACGCUACGGGACGGAAGGGGUGGUGGAAGUCAGUUGUCGAAAGAGCCAUGAAUGCCGUCAUUCGCAUUCUGUCUUGAACCUAGAUCAAGCCUGACUCAUCACUAUGGAAGACUCUAAAAGGCUUACUUAAUCUUUCCUACAUGUAAUUAUGGAAAUCUUGGCAUCGUAAAAGUUGUCUCCUAGGGCAUAUCAUGCCAAAACACCUAGCUAUGUCUACCACAGAGCAUCGUCAUCUCAUGUAUGCUGUAUCUUCAGGGCAUUCGCACAUGAGGUUCUAGAGAUAGACUUUGAUGAACUAGCUGAAAGC
Messenger RNA from Colletotrichum acutatum, 1118 nucleotides. RefSeq lists its product as uncharacterized. The record is from RefSeq and is a predicted model, not a curated record. Bases 166 to 888 code for a protein of 240 amino acids. NCBI's taxonomy places the organism in Eukaryota, Fungi, Ascomycota, Sordariomycetes, Glomerellales, Glomerellaceae. The transcript has 2 exons.